ACAGAGAUCCCUGAAGGCAGCAGGCGGUGAUCGUUGAGCUCCCGGGAGACUCCAUGGAGAGGGAAUAGGAUUUGAGAGCGGAUCAUGGCGGCGCCGCUCGAGCGGGACACGUUACCUGAACACUGGUCUUACGGUGUGUGUACAGACGGCAGGGUUUUCUUCAUCAGCGAUGAGUCCCGGAACACCACCUGGCUCCAUCCCCGCUCCGGUGAACCGGUAAACUCCGGACACAUGAUCCGCUCAGACUUACCCCGAGGAUGGGAGGAGGGCUUCACGGACGAAGGAGCCAGUUACUUCAUAAAUCAUAACCAGAAGACCACCACGUUUCGGCAUCCUGUGACGGGACAGAUUUCUCCAGAGAACAUGGACUUUAUCCUGCAGGAACAGCCGCAGGGUGCGUCCGUGAUGUCCAAACCUGAGCAACUGUCCAGCACCACUGUCAGCGAGGCAUCCACGGCCAUCACAUCGUCCACUGUGGACACCACUACGGCCUCCAAGGGCUCUCGGUCCAGCGGGAGGUUGCACAGCUUUGGGAAGAGAGAACAGGCCAUUAAAAGGAACCCUAACGUCCCGGUAGUGGUCCGAGGAUGGCUCUACAAACAGGACAGCUCUGGGAUGCGUCUCUGGAAGAGGAAGUGGUUCGUCCUGGCUGAUUUCUGUCUGUUUUAUUACAAAGACAGCAGAGAGGAGUCGGUCCUCGGCAGUAUUCCUUUGCCCAGCUAUGUCAUUUCAGCCGUGGGACCAGAGGACCACAUCAGCCGAAAGUUUGCCUUCAAGGCUAGCCACACUGGUAUGCGCUCGUACAUUUACAAGCAGAGCUCUGUGAUUGGCUCGCAGGCGGAGCACAGCGGGAUGAGGACGUAUUACUUCAGUGCCGACACCCAGGAGGACAUGAACACCUGGCUGAGGGCCAUGAACCAGGCCACACUGAUGGAGAACCACACACACACGCUCAUCAGACCAUCUGAUAAGUUGGAGACAUUCAACAUGUUGCAGCAGCAGGCCGUCCCUCAGUCCAACCACAUCAAUCACCACAAGACCUCCGACUGCAACGCCAUGAAGCCCAUCAUCCACGAGGUCCUCCUGGAGCCCAUCCACCACGACACAGACGAACGCUGCAGCUUCCACAAAGACUCUCCUGCCACCGCCACGCUGGAGCGCCCUAUAGGCAGUACCACCCUGGAAAUGGACACACACACGUCCCUCCCCUCCAACCCUGCAUCCUCCGCCCUCCCGCAGUUAGACCACGUGUCGGCCUCAGCGCCCGUAUCCAGGGUACCCUCCCGGGCGCCAUCACGAGCUGCCUCCACUCUCCCCUCCAGCGUCUGUACAAGGAAUGGCCUCACGUCCACGCCCAGCCCCAUCCUUGAGCCCAAUGGCAUUGCAGCAGGGACGUACCAGAGGGCGCCGGCCCCACCCCCUGCUGACACACACAAACAGGUGCACAGGAGAAGCGCUCUGGAGCAGGUGGAGCAGUGGGUCAAAGUGCAGAAGACGGAGCACAAAGGCCCAUCAUCCAGAGAGAACACUCUCCCUAGACGCACGCCACCAACCCAGCACAAGUUCACCUCUGUAGAUGCAUAUCAGACCUUGCCAAAGACUCCUCGCCAGAGCCCCACGCCCGCCCGACUUGGCGAGUACAAGUACGCCCAGGACCGCCUCAGCCACUUCCGCCUCACCCCUGACCCGGGGCCCAACACUGUGUGGCAACUGUACGAGUGGCAGCAGCGCCACCAGUUCCGUCACGGCAGCCCCACGGCACCGCUGUACACUCCGGCCCCGGACUACCCAUUUGGCCCCCGCCCCCAGUCCACCGUGCCUCCCUCCUCGUCAUUAACCCGGUCUGAAGGAGCGUCCCGCUGUGUGUCAGUUCCACCUUCAGCUGCAGACAUCCCUCCACCUGGGCCUCCACCCGGCAGCAGCAGAACCCUGUCACCCACACGGAGGCCGCACACGCCAGCAGAGAGGGUGACCGUCAGGCCGGUGGGUGAUGGGUCAGUGAUGGACAUGCCCUUCACCAUGUCCCCCCGCAGGACCAAGUCUCAGCUGCUCAAGCUCCAUCAUCCCACCAUCAUCCCACCAUCAUCCCACCGUCAUGCCCCAUCAUGUCACCAUCAUGUCACCAUCAUCCCACCAUCAUCCCACCAUCAUCCCACCGUCAUCCCCCAUCAUGUCACCAUCAUGUCACCAUCAUGCCACCAUCAUCCCCCAUCAUCCCAACAUCAUCCCCCAUCAUCCAACCAUCAGCUCCAUCAUCCCACCAUCAUCCCACCGUCAUCCCCCAUCAUGUCGCCAUCAUCCCACCAUCAUGCCACCAUCAUCCCCCAUCAUCCCAACAUCAUCCCCCAUCAUCCAACCAUCAGCUCCAUCAUCCCACCAUCAUCCCCCAUCAUCCCACCAUCAUCCCACCAUCAUGCCACCAUCAUCUGUCCCUGUCUGUCCCUGUCCGUCCCUAUCUGUCCCUGUCUGCCCGUGUCUGUCCCUGUCUGUCCAUGUCUGUCCCUGUCUGUCCCCCUGCAGGCUGAUGACACCUACAUGCAGCUGAAGAAGGACCUGGAGUACCUGGACCUGAAGGUCGCAGGAAGUCAGACGCUGAAGGAUUCUGGGAAACCUGUCAAGGUGGCAGAAAGUGAUGUGGACGUGAAACUAAGUCGGCUGUGUGAGCAGGACAAGAUCCUCAAAGAUCUGGAGGUCAGGAUCAGCUCCCUGAAGGAGGACAAGGACAAGUUGGAGAGUGUGUUGGACGUGUCCCACCAGCAGAUGGAGCAGUACCAGGAGCAGCCGGCCCACGUCCACAAGAUCGCCUACCAACAGAGACUGCUGCAGGAGGACCUGGUCACCAUCAGGGCCCAGAUAUCCCGUCUGUCCACGGAGAUGGCUCAGGCGUGGGAGGAGUACAUCCAGCUGGAGAGAUCAGUGGAGCAGUUGAGGACGGCACUGCAGGCACACAUGAACGACAGCGCCACCCCUCAGCAGGAGAAGGCUGAGAUGAAGCGCGAGCUGUGGAGGAUCGAGGACGUGAUGGGAGGAUUGAGCGCCAGCAAAGCCAACUACAAGAUCACCAUCGACUCUGUCCAGAACCCAGAGAGGAAACUAGUGCCUUCAGUGUCGGAGCUGGCAGUGCCUUGUCUCAGCACAGAGGUGCAGCCUCCUCCUCGCAGCUCCGUCCCCAGCAUCCUGUCCCAGACGCUGCCUCACAGUUCUGUGCCAAACUGGGCCGAGGACACCGCCCCACCCAGGCCACCACUGCCUCGCCUCUAUGACUACGAGGAGACGCCCCCUGUGGUGCCGCCUCUCCCCAAAGAGGCCUCGGUCAUCCGCCACACGUCGGUACGUGGGCUGAAACGCCAAUCAGAUGAGAGGAAGAGGGACAGGGAGAGCGGACAGUAUGUCAUCAACGGAGACUGUAAGACUGACCUGCGUUCAUACCUGAGUGAACCGGAGCUGCCAGGACUGAGUCACCACAGCAUCACGGCUGACGCUGAGUAUCAGUAUUUCCAGAGUAAAGGACCGACGUCUCGACUGAACCAGUCCAACUCCAUCACGUCCUACGUCACCCUGAGACGAGGCCCCGGGAGCUCUGCCCCCAAGGAGAGACCUAAGAGUGCCUUGGAGCGCCUGUCGUCUCCUACGGAAGCCCUGCAGCUCCCGAGCAUCCAGCCUCGAGGACGGAUGACGGCUGAGGAGCAGCUGGAGCGGAUGAAGCGCCACCAGAAGGCACUCGUUCGCGAGCGCAAGAGGAACCUCAGCCAGGGCGAACGCUCAUGCGCAGGCCUGUCCACCUCCACCGUCAGCACCCAACGCUCCUCGUCCUCCUCCAGGCUGCCCUCCAGCACCUCUGACGCGCCGGCCUCCGUGUUUGAUUGGCAGGAGGAGCGAGCCGCUGCAGAGGGUCAGAGCGACGAAGGGUGGAGUCACGCCAAAGAGAGACGAAGGAUCCAAUCAGAUGAGUGGGUGACAGUGACAGCUACAACCACACACAUACGAGAGGUGGAUGUGGAGCCUCUCGACUAUGACCUGGACAUCAGCCGAGAGCUGUCCAAACCCAGAAAAGUUCCCAUCCCAGAGCGCUACGUAGAGUCCGACCCUGAUGAGCCUCUGAGUCCAGAGGAGCUGGAGGAACGCUCCCGCCGGGCCCAACGCAUCAAGAACCUCCUGGCCAAAUCCAGUUUUCAGAACAUCCAGCCGUCGGCAUCGCUGGACUUCAGUGAGCUGGACUCAGCUCUGCAGCAGCAGGAGAGGAUCAUGGACGUGUCUCAGGCGCUGGCCUCAGAGGCCUCGCGCAAGAGCAAACAGGUGGCAGCUAAAGCUAAAGCUGCAGAGCUCUGACCUGCAGGAACGACCGACACAACCAGACAGAAGACAAAGGAUCUGAUCGUUCUUCAGCUGCCGACUAACUGAUUCACUUUUAACACAUCUCUGUCUCUGAGUGAGGACAUCACACGUCUUUGAGUUUUGAUCCAUAGUUUUUUCUUUCUGCACUCACACAAUGAAGCAACAAUAAUUUAUAACAGGAGUGAAGAGCUUUUUUUUAAUCUGCAGUUUGGUUUGUGUUUUUAUGAGUGAAUAAAAAAGAGAAAUGAAAGAAACAUGUUCAGAUCAGGAAUGUUUGAAAUGAAUCCUUUAUUUAUUUCACUGCUUGUUUCACUUCUACUGUAUAUUUUCUAUGUAACAGUGAUCACACUUCUUCACAGUUUAAUAUGAACAUUAAUAAUAACAUGAACAUUUCACAAAAUAAAUAGUUGGUAACAUAAAGUUCA
Messenger RNA from Epinephelus lanceolatus (giant grouper), 4760 nucleotides. The record is from RefSeq and is a predicted model, not a curated record. Lineage: Eukaryota; Metazoa; Chordata; Actinopteri; Perciformes; Serranidae.